This is a messenger RNA of Aegilops tauschii subsp. strangulata, 5591 nucleotides long. NCBI's taxonomy places the organism in Eukaryota, Viridiplantae, Streptophyta, Magnoliopsida, Poales, Poaceae. The record is from RefSeq and is a predicted model, not a curated record.
UUGACUUCUUUUUAAAAAAGAAAAAAAUUUGGUCAAAAUAGCGUGAAUAGUGACAUAUAAUAGCAAAUAAAUUUCGUCUUUUUCGCUGUGAAGUCAACGUAGUUUUCUUUUUUCUGAAAAUGUGUAUACUAGUGCGCAAGUAAGUCAACUUUAUUCUAAAAAUAGUUUCUUAACUAUUUUGACUUUUUGUUUAAUUAUUAAAAACAAAUCCCCAUAUAAGGUACAUAUGUACCCAGGAACCAUUGGGUAUUAACCCUUCCCCCUCCUGUAACUGAAGAGUCAAUUUAAUCGUCUUUUUUUUAUGUAAAGAAAGCUGAAGAGUCAAUCUAAGAUCCACACAAACAGGACAUAUGCAUCCAGUACUCGAACCCUCCUGGAGAGUGACCCAGUGAGGCGUAGCGACGCUGCCGCUGCCGAAAUGCCAAGCGACCCCGGGUGAUCCAGGCACGGCAUACAGUGUGACCCCGGUGAGCCGCCCACGAUCCCGGCGACAUCGCCCGACCUCGCUACCCAGCGUCCCAAUCAGUGCCGCCACAUGUGACCUCGGCAAGGCACCCGGCGACCCCCUGCGUGUGAUGCCGCUCCGGCGACCGUCUCUGACCACGUGUCCAUUCUUCCAUCGACCACUUUAGCUGCUGUACAGGGGGAGGCCAAUUCCGUGGGCACUCUGUGAUCACUGCAGGUCAACCUAGCCUCGCACCCCGUUGCAGGUAAAUCGAGCCCUGCGGCCUCCAUGGACCCAUGCCCUGCGCCCCGGCAUCGACCAGAGCUCCCGAUGAGCCGCACGCGCCACCGUCAGUGUCCUCCCUCAACAACACCCGCACCAAAGGCAAUUUAUUUAGAAGAAAGCUCUAUUCCGUCUCCAGCCACUUCCUUCGGGGCAGCAAGUCCGGUCUCGAGCAAUGCGGGCAAGCAUUUUUCAAGACACGACGGAUUCAUGAUCAUGUUUCCAAUCCGAAUCAGAGCAUAUGUGAUAUUUCAAUUUACUUUCAGGCAGCAGUAUCUAGCACUUCCCCUCCCACUUCUCUGGAGUAGUUACACGUUCCAUUUCCAACAGGUGAUCGUACCCUGUUCACAUGAUGUACAUUGAGCAAGUACUAUGACUCAACACAUUCUCUUCUAGGGCUAAUUCUGCACCUGUUAUGCUUGAGAGAAGAUAUUUAUUCUUCUUCUUUCACAUUUAGCAGAAACAAUUGCUGACACAAGUGCCAGAAUUUGAGAUGAAGACUUGGAUCUGCUUUUGCUUUGGGCUCAGCUCAUCAUUUGUGCGGAUAUUUUGUAUCUUGAGAUUUAUUGUACCUAAUGGUGCUGAUUAAUCUCAGAUUAUGAAAAUGCAAAUUGUAUCUGGUAAGAAUUUUGGUACUGUUUAUGUUUCGAGAAUUUUAGUACAGUUUGUGCUUUUCAGAAAUUUUAAGCUGGCAGAAAGGGUUAAUAUCAGAUUAAGGAAAUGCAAAUUCUAUCAUUCUAAGGAGACAGUUAAUUAGAUUUCUAUUGAGCUACUAGGAGUUCCUUUGCGGCCCCUAUUUACUAUUCAGUCUUGGGAUAGCUGAAGAAUAAUGUGGAUAGAAGUCUUUUGUGAGCUGAUUUGAGCCUAGGUACAAUUGAUCUCUUUCUUUCUCGACGCCAUUUUAUUUUUAUCUCAUGCUUCACAUUUAUUCUAGACAUCAGUUAGUUGACUGAAUGAUGCGGUGAGUGAUCUUUUAUUGGAUGAUUGAGGUAAAUGAAUAUUAUGGAGAUGGAAGCAUUUGUCAGGUUGUUUCAGCAUAGGUAGAGGUUGUUCUGUGGUUAAGGCGUGAAGCUGCUCAUUUCUGUCAGGUUUGCAUGAGCUAAAAAAAUAUGGUACUAUGAAAUCUUUCAUCAGCUGAUUUGAGCUUUCUUAUAUUAAUAUCACAAAGUUUCCCACAUAUGGGCUGUUCUCUGAUAAAUGUGGCAUUGCUUCUGCAUUGAAGAACAUUACUAGAUGGGGCCAAAAGAGUUGUCUCUGUUGAUCGAUAUGCUAUUGCUUCAACAUUUGUUUCAUCAUUUGUCACAAUUUUUGCCUUCUUCCUCCCUCCCUAUUUAUAUCAGAAUUUGGUCUGACUUUAAGAUAAAUUUGAAUCUGAUUUGGGUAGACAUUGACAUGGACAUAUGCCCCCUACUUUAGUAGUUCAAGUAGGUCUAGAAUAGGAGACUCCAGGAUGGCAAGUAGAAUACCAACCAAACCACCCCCUGUGAUUCCGAUUGCCACAUAUCAUCCCAUAUUUUGGUCUAUGUACCUUUCAUCAACAAGGGACCAGGAAUGCAAUCUUGAUGGAAGGGCUAAGACAUACUCUCUUUAUCAUGAUGUUAUAUUGUUCAUACAUAGUAUCUGCACUAUUAGGCCCGCUGCAACGCGCGGGGCAUCAUCUAGUUUCCAUAAUUUUUUGGCUUAAUAUUGUGGAUGUUGAUAUUUUUAGCUCUAAACUUGGUCAAACUUGAAGAAAUUUGACUUUCCAAAGAACUAAUACCCCUUGUAUUUUGGAACUGAUGGAAUAUUUAGUUUGGCGCAUAGAAGAGACGAUGGAGUGUGUUUUAUAUUUAUUUAUAAUGCGCUAAUCAACUCUUACUUUUGAGGGUAAAUUUCUGCGUCGAUGGUUAUAUGUACUAUAUUGUAUCUACAGUAUCAUCACAUGGUGGCGCUUCUUUUUUCUAGGUGGUAAAAGCGUGCACGAGUUGAUAUGUUUUUCUAGCCGGUUGGUGUUGAUUGAUUUGAAAAAUCGUUGACCUGAUCAAGAUCAUAAACCAAAAUCAAAAUUGAAUAUCUCAAUCGAAUAAAAGAGUUUCAAAGUUAAGGAGUAUGAUGAAUUAAAAUAAUUAAGUGGGAGAGGUCCUUGAGAAAUUAUUGAUCCGGUCAAAAUCAGGUGACCAACUGAAGACCUCAAUUAAUUGUGAGGAUUUAAAAUUAGGAAGCAUAGUGUAUAGUAUAAAAGAAUUAAAUAAGAACUUUGAGAAAUUGUUGACUUGGUCAAAAUUGGGUGACCCAAUUUCAAUUGGACACCUCAAUUGAACGUGAGGCCUUUUACCCCUAGGGAGCUUAGUGAUAUAGUAGAUCGGUUAUAAGAGGAGGUAAAUAAUGGCUUAUAGAUGUUUUUUUUAGUCUAAUGACUUAUACAGGUGGGGAUGUACCAAGCCUCUUCUAAACUUAUGAUGCUAUUUGGUUGGGCCUCAUUGGUGAGGAAAAUAGUUUUUUUUUCUUAAUUGAGAGAGAAUGGAAAACACUUCCGCCAAGCCAGCCGGCCGAGUUUGGGUCGGUCGCACGCUGUGUCGUCAGGCGCUACCUCCCCCAUGGUCGGCCCCUUAUCCUCGUAGCCCUUUUCCUUUUUUAUUUCUCCAUCACUUAUCCUCUUCGUCCCGUCACUCCCAUCCCUUCAUCUCUCUCUCCCUCUGUGUGUGUGUGUGUGUGUCUCCCACGAGAGAAAAUUCCCUCCAUGAGAUUCGGCACCGGCCACUGCUACCGGCCAUGGCCACGCACCCAACCCCCACCCCCCCCACCCCCCCCCCCCCCCCCCCCCCCCAAUCGCAGCGUGAAGCCCAGAACUGCUAGUGGUGAUCACACCGGACGCGGGGUGCUGCAACCUGUUCGCCAGAUGUUGAAAGCACGACAACCUUUUGCUGCAACCGGGGCAAACUAGUUUUUUUUUUUCCACAAUACCCCACUGGGAGUUUUUCCUACUGACUUUGUUUUGCUUGAAUCCACUUUUGUUUUUGCUGGAACCUAGUAAUUUUUGAUUCAAUUGGCAAAUGAAUACUUUCAGAUUCUUUUUUGCCUGACAUGACGGUGCAAGCCUCCGACUCGCGGCUAGCCGGAGGCGGUGAUGCUGCUGAUGCUGCAACCAUGGUCACCGUGCCCCGGCCAGUGUGUCAGGGUCGCAACCAUGAUGACCAAGGGGAGCGCUACUCUGUUUUCUGUUGCAACUGGCGCUGCUGCGAGCCAACUGACGACAGGAGGAGGCGGGUUGCCGGUGAGCAAGAGGGAAAGGACGAGCGGGGCGGCCUACGGGGGCGAGCGCGGACCGCGGUGUUGCGGGUUAGCCGGCGACCGACAGUUGACUUGCUUAGUCGAGACGAAAAAGAGUCAAUCGAACGACGCCGGUUGCUUUGAUCCAACGCACCCAGACCGGUGCCUAGCCCUGGCCAAUGAGAAUUGCGUAAUAGAUUUGAUCAAAUGAUUGGUUUUGACUCCGAGUCGGAGUAGGGGUUCAGAGUCCAGGUAUCACCCGCAGUCCGUACCGUAGACAAAUCAACGAUUUCCCAACGCGUAUGUACAUAUAUAUACUUCAACUCGUUGUAUCUCCACCUCCCUGCCUAAACUUGUUACUUGCCUCCUGGCGAUCGAACCUGCGUGCACCGGCACGGACGCCAUGGCAGCUUCCGCCGGAAAGAAAGAGGCCGCCUGGCUACGAGCGGCUGGAGAAGCUGGGAGCGGGCAUCAACGGGGAAGUGUUCAAGGUGUGGGACACCCAGGACAACCUGAUCGUCGCCGUCAAGCGGCUCAGCGGGAGCGGCGACGACGGCUUCAUUAUUUCCGGCCUACCGGAGGUCAUGCGGGAGGCCAUGUGCCUGGGCGCGUGCCGCGGCAUCCCCUCGAUCGUGCAGCACCGCCGGACCUACGCUGACGCUUGCCAAUCCGAGACCGGCGACUCUUUCAUCGUGAUGGACUACGUGGGGCGCCUCAACCUACGCGGCUACAUGCAGCGCCGGGUUCGUCGUCGUCGGCCGUUCUCCGAGGACGAGGUGCGCCGGAUCAUGAAGCAGCUCGUGGAGGGGGUGAAGGCCGUGCACGGCGUGGGCGUCCUGCACCUCGACAUCAAGCCGGAGAACGUGCUCCUCGACGACGGCACCGAGGACAGGAUGCAGAAGCCCAAGGAGCCAGUCGAAGCCGAUGUUCGCAGCGAGAUCAAGGACGACCGCAUAGUCUACAAGAUCGGCGGUUUCGGGAUGUCCACGAAAGGGCGGGGGAAGGAGCAGCCGGAGGUGAUUAUUCUGACGCCGUACAGCGCGCCGGAGCUCCUGCUGCACUCGCGCGAGUACAACGAUCGCGUGGACACGUGGGGGCUCGGAUGCAUAAUGGCCGACCUCCUCUCGGGCACCGGCGCCUCCAUUUUCGACGGCGAGUCGGACAUAGAGAUCAUGGCCAAAGUGUUUGGCAUCGUCGGCACGGAGGGGAUCAAGGAGUGGUCUGGAUACUCGGGGCUAGCGGCAGACCGGAAGUCAAAGCUGCCGGGUGACGGAGGCGUCAGCCGCCUUCGGCACAAGUUUCCCAGUCGCAUGUUGUCGUCGGCCGGCUUCGAGGUGCUCAGCGGGCUGCUGGAGAGCAACCCGGAGAAGCGGCUUACCGCAGCGGAGGCGCUCAAGAAGCCUUGGUUCCGCAAACAACGACGUGGCUUUGCUGGUUUCUUCAAGUCGUGCAUGGUUGGAGUCCUACCGGAGACAUAGAAUUUACUGUACAUGCUUUGUCUUUUAGCGUGUUCUCCUAAAUGAUUGUAUAUUUCAGAGCUAUACCCUAGUGUAUCAUUGCUUAAGUGUUGCAUCAAAGAGAUGUUUCGUUUAAUCGGCUUAGGAAGCAUGUGUCC